AUGUUUAAGAAAAGAGUAGUUAAAGAUCCUACUUCAACAAAACGAAAAUUAUUUGAUACAAACAACGAUGAUAAGGAGGUAACAGAAGGAUUCAACACAACUUAUGAUAAGGAGAUACCGAACUCAAAAAAGUCAAAACUAUCCACUACAAAUUCAUCAUCAUCAUCCCAUACAACGAAAAAACCAUCAUCAUCCAUACUAUCCCAGAUCGAACUUAAUCAAACAACCUCAGAAAAACUCAAGACCAAUGAAGACAAAUCAACUACAGAAAUAAUCAAAUCCAAUCCCGAAACUAAAACUCCACAAAAUAUAAAAUUAACAACAAUUACUGAUUUUCAACCAGAUGUAUGUAAAGAUUUUCAACAAACUGGAUAUUGUGGGUAUGGAGAUACAUGUAAAUUCUUACAUAUAAGAAAUGAAUCUAAACAAAAAAUACCUAUAAAAAAGGAUUGGGAAAAUGUUAUAAAUGAAAAUGAAACAAAGCUGCUGAUUAAAAAAUCAAAGACUUCCAAAAUUAAUAAUGAUUUACAGCCUUUCAAAUGUGUUUUAUGUAAACAAGAUUAUAAAAAUCCAAUUAAAACUAAAUGUAAUCAUUUAUUUUGUUCUUCUUGUUUUAUGAAAAGGUAUAAGUCGGAAAAAAAACUGAAAUGUUUUAUAUGUGGUGAAGAUGUUGAUGGAAUAAUGAUACCUGUUAAUCAAAAAGAGUUGGAUAAAUUGAUAAAUGGAGAGUAG
Messenger RNA from Lodderomyces pseudojiufengensis, 732 nucleotides. RefSeq names its product U2-type spliceosomal complex subunit. The coding region runs from base 1 to 732 and encodes 243 amino acids. NCBI's taxonomy places the organism in Eukaryota, Fungi, Ascomycota, Pichiomycetes, Serinales, Debaryomycetaceae. Gene Ontology annotation, molecular function: metal ion binding. Gene Ontology annotation, biological process: snoRNA splicing. Gene Ontology annotation, cellular component: U2-type spliceosomal complex. The record is from RefSeq and is a predicted model, not a curated record. The transcript has a single exon.